AAUUUUUCUUUAUACGUAUGCAUUAUUGAUUCAUUAUGAAGAAUCGAUAUUCGAUCAGUGUUAAGUCGCUCUAGCAAAGGCGCCGCCAAGGCAGACGACUCAAUUGGACGAAGAACAAAUUGCAAUGCUACGGCGGGCUUUCAGUAUGUUCGAUUCCAGCAAACAAGGCAAAAUCGAGAAGGAGAAAGUACGUACAAUACUCAAUACGAUGGUGCAUAACUACGAUGAUAAUGAUUUGGAUAAGAUGCUGGAUGCAGAAGAUGUUGAUGGAUCAGGCAAGCUGAAUUUCGACUCAUUUGUCCGAGUUGCGACCCACUUCUUGGAUGAAGACGACGAAGCACUACAAAAGGAGCUUAAAGAAGCUUUCAGAUUAUAUGACAAAGAAGGUAAUGGAUAUAUUCCUACAUCAAGUCUCCGCGAGAUCCUUGCAGCGUUGGACGAUCAGUUGACGUCAGACCAACUCAAUGAAAUGAUAGCAGAAAUCGAUACAGACUCAUCAGGCACCGUGGACUUUGAUGAAUUCAUGGAAAUGAUGACUGGUGACUAAGACGAGCGACAAAAAUAUAAAAAAAAAACAUAUGAUAUAUCUAUCUAAUAAUCUACUGUAUUGUUACAAUAAAAUUUUUGUUCAUUA
Pieris brassicae (large cabbage white) is the source of this 634-nucleotide messenger RNA. RefSeq names its product troponin C-like. The coding region runs from base 125 to 547 and encodes 140 amino acids. NCBI's taxonomy places the organism in Eukaryota, Metazoa, Arthropoda, Insecta, Lepidoptera, Pieridae. Gene Ontology annotation, molecular function: enzyme regulator activity; calcium ion binding. The transcript is spliced from 6 exons. The record is from RefSeq and is a predicted model, not a curated record.